AUGUUCUCUCCUGAAGGCUUGCUCAGGGCUACUGUCCUUUCCGUGGUGCCUGAAGGGAGGACCAGGGAUUUGUUCUCAGGCCCAGACCUAAGGGAAGAGAGCAAUGGCCCCUCACAGGAGCAAGGUAGGCCCCACUGUCCAUGUAGCCACAUCCUGGGCCAGGACUGCCUAGAUGGGCAGAUCUUGGGCCAGUUGCGCACCCUGUCAGAAGAGGAAGACUCCUCUGGGGCUACCUUCUUCGGGGAGCCUGCCUUCCCUGAGAUGGAUUCAGAGGACCUCCGCCUAGCCUCCUUCUACGACUGGCCAUCCACUGCGGGGAUCCAGCCUGGGCCAUUGGCUGCUGCUGGCUUCUUCCACACAGGCCAGCAGGACAAGGUGAGAUGUUUCUUCUGCUACGGGGGUCUGCAGAGCUGGGAGCGUGGUGAUGACCCCUGGACAGAGCAUGCCCGAUGGUUCCCCAGGUGUCAGUUCCUGUUACAGUCAAAAGGACGGGACUUUGUGGAAAGAAUCCAAACCCACACCCCCUUACUUGGACCCUGGGACCAAUGGGAAGAGCCAGAAGACACAAUCCCUGCCGCCCCCUCAGCUCCUGCCUGCGGAGGCCCUGAGUUACUCACAUCCAGAAGAGUGACCCAGCCUGAAAGUGCCAGUGAGCCAGGAGCCGGGGACGUGCAGGCACAGCUGCGACAGCUGCAGGAGGAGAGGACAUGCAAGGUGUGCCUGGAUCGAGCAGUAUCUGUGGUCUUCGUGCCCUGCGGCCACUUAGUCUGUACGGAGUGUGCCCCCAACCUACAGCUGUGCCCUAUCUGCCGGGUGCCUAUCCGUAGCUGUGUGCGCACCUUCCUGUCCUAAAGCAGGUGAGGCCCAGCCUGCAGCC
Molecule: messenger RNA, 877 nt
Organism: Acomys russatus (golden spiny mouse)
Lineage: Eukaryota; Metazoa; Chordata; Mammalia; Rodentia; Muridae
Gene: Birc7
Product: baculoviral IAP repeat containing 7
Exons: 6
Coding region: 1-852 (283 amino acids)
Biological process (GO): regulation of cell cycle; positive regulation of protein ubiquitination; negative regulation of apoptotic process
Cellular component (GO): cytoplasm; nucleus
Molecular function (GO): ubiquitin protein ligase activity; cysteine-type endopeptidase inhibitor activity involved in apoptotic process
Source: RefSeq, a predicted model, not a curated record